AUGGAUCUUGAAAAGAUUGGUUUGCCGAAAAUAUUUUUAUCGAUCAUUAUUUCCAAACCGGUACCAUUUAUUCGUGAGUUUUUCGAAAAUAUUGAGAAGUUGACUUAUGCGAAUGAUAAAAUUGAUUUGUAUGUUUAUUGCAAUCAGUUAUUCAUGGAGAAAGAAGUCAGCCAUUUUGUUGAAAAUGGAAAGGGACGUUACCGGUGGUUGUUUUAUGAUGACAGUACAACAGAAAUGGGAGAGCGUGAAGCUCGUGCGUUUUCAUUGAAACAAAGUUUGGAAUUGGGUAGCGAUUAUCUAAUAAUGAUUGAUGGCGAUGUACAUUUAAAUAAAUCGGAAGCUUUGCUGCUCAUGGUUCACACAAUGAAAGAAAAGAAUUUAGAGAUUCUUGCACCUUUAAUUAGGGAACCACAGAAGUUGUUCACCAAUUUCUGGGGCGCAAUCUCGAGUAAUGGAUACUAUGCUAGAUCUGAUAAUUAUCUGAAUAUCAUUGAUCGUAAAGAAGUGGGAAUUUGGAAUGUACCCUUUAUUGGUUCGAUUUUAGUAAUUGCGAAAGGAAAGCUGGCGCCUUUAUCAAAUGCAUACUAUUAUGACGAGAAAUUAGAUCCUGAUAUGAGCUUUUGCUCAUUUGCACGUGAUGAAGGUCAUUUUCUUUAUCUUGAUAACAGCCACUACUACGGCUUUCUGGUGGUUAGUGAAGGUGUUGAAUCGUCCAAACUCCAUCCGGAAAUGUACGAAAUCUUCAAUAAUAAAGAGUUAUGGGAAAGACGGUAUAUACAUCGGAAUUAUUUUGCUGUUCUUAAUGGUUCUGCACCAAUUCCGGAAAUAUGUCAAGAUGUAUACGAUUUUCCGCUUAUGUCUGAAAGAUUUUGUGCAGAACUUAUUGAAGAAUGUGAGUAUUAUGGAAAAUGGUCAGAUGGUAAACAUAAGGAUGAAAGAUUAGUUGGUGGUUAUGAAAAUGUACCCACUCGUGAUAUUCAUAUGAAACAGAUUGGUUUUGAGCGUCAGUGGUUGUACAUGUUAGAUGAAUAUGUUCGCCCAAUACAAGAAAAAUUGUUUAUUGGUUACUACAAACAGCCAGUGGAGUCUGUGAUGAUGUUUGUUGUACGUUACAAGCCAGAGGAGCAAGCUUCGCUAAGACCUCAUCAUGAUGCAUCAACUUAUAGCAUUGAUAUUGCAUUGAAUAAACGAGGAGUAGAUUACGAGGGAGGCGGUGUGCAUUUCCUACGAUAUAAUUGCACUUCUGAUGCUGAUGUUGUCGGUCAUUCAAUGAUAUUUCCGGGUCGUCUGACGCAUCUGCAUGAAGGUUUGAAAACUACUCAAGGAACUCGUUACAUUGCUGUAUCCUUCAUUAAUCCAUAA
This is a messenger RNA of Acanthocheilonema viteae, 1362 nucleotides long. The record is from the annotation of a GenBank genome assembly. NCBI's taxonomy places the organism in Eukaryota, Metazoa, Nematoda, Chromadorea, Rhabditida, Onchocercidae.